Messenger RNA from Tympanuchus pallidicinctus (lesser prairie-chicken), 3527 nucleotides. RefSeq names its product cryptic protein. The record is from RefSeq and is a predicted model, not a curated record. Lineage: Eukaryota; Metazoa; Chordata; Aves; Galliformes; Phasianidae. The transcript is spliced from 6 exons. Bases 329 to 913 code for a protein of 194 amino acids.
UCUCUACCCAGCUGUAUCUAAAUCCACUUUGCUCCACCCUUUAGCGGCACAUGUUAAUCAAGGACAGGAUAGGGAGUCCCAAUCCGAGAACCCACUCCCUUCCUGGAGCUCUGUGGGGGCUCAGCAAGAGUUACGUCUGGUAACUAUGUCUUUUCUACGUUGCUGUGAGCUGGACAAAAAGAGAAAACUUUCCUUUGUCAACUUUUCAGCUUGUCUUGAUACUGUAUAUGGUGCAAGAACAACUGCAUGUAGCAGCCUUCAGUGAGGGACUUUGGACCUCUGCUCAAGCUUUCCUGGAGGAAUAUACAGUAUUUCAGGCUGCGGGAAAAUGUACUGGCGAAAACAUAUUAGAAUUCUUUUCAUUGUGACUCUGAUCUGGCAGGCCAUUCAUUUAGGAAAAGGCCGUGAAAAAGAAGAACAUGAACAAAAUGUGAAAAAUCUCAGCACCACAGCACAAAAGCAACAGCCUAAGAAUUCAUUGACAAUUAUGGAUGCUUUCAGUGACAUGAAUCAGAGUUACCAAAGCAGAAAGCAACAAGGUUCCAGGGAAUUUGUACCUUUCACUGGGAUUACAGAGAGUAAAAAUCUGAACAGGAACUGCUGCCAAAAUGGAGGGACCUGCAUCCUAGGGGCUUUCUGUGCAUGCCCAAAGCAUUUUAGUGGCCGACACUGUGAACUGAGAAAGUGCGGCAGCAUUGCCCAUGGCGACUGGGUGAUGAAGGGCUGCUGGCUGUGUCGAUGUCUCUAUGGCACUCUGAAGUGCCUCUCUCAAAACUUGCAAGACAAUUGUGAACUGAGAAGGGAAGAGGAAAUUAUCAGACUGUAUUCUAAUGGCCCAAGAUUACAGCAAACAAUGUCUGCACUGAUUUGCCUUCUCACCUUGCUCCUGGAGCUCUGCGGCUGGCAGUUGUGAAGCUGAACAGAAAGAUAAUAUCUGGGUUCCUGUAGCCUUUAACAUGAGUUGAACAACUCCUUCUUUAGUAAACUGCAGAAGACACUUAUACUUACAUAUCUAAAGCAUAUUAUGAGGUGUUAGGUAAUGAUGAAAUGCUUGGUUUAUUAUAAAUACAGAUUAUAUAAACGUGAAGUAUUUAUUAUUUUAUUAUUAUUAUAUUGCUACUACCAGUGUCUAUUUCCAACAGUUCUUUAGUUUUAAAAUACUGUUCUUUCAGUGGAAGAAAAUAACUAAAAAUAACAAACUAAAAAUGAAUUAUCUGGACUAGUAUUAAAUGGGGAGGUUGGUGGCCCUGCAUGUGGCAGGGAGGUUGGAGAUUCAUGAUCCUUGAGGUCCCUUCCAACCCUGACCACUUUGUGUGAUUCUGUGAUCUCCAUGCCUCAAGUAUAGUAAAUUAUUUCAAUUUCGUUUGUAUCCUAUACAACUACUUAAAUAAAUAACAGUGGUUUUAUUGUCCCUGAAGAGCUUUACUCUUUGGUUUUAUUUAAUAUGAAAAUUUUGACUACCAUCUGGUUACCCUAUUGUAUUCAGUAACAAAACGGUAACAAAAAGGCAGGUAGCACGAACAGCCUGAAACUUAGAAAGAUAAGGAGGAUUUUAACAGGAUUUCAAACACUAUUGUUAUGGAAGAACUAGAAGUUAGAAAGCUUUUCAGUUCUUGUUGUUAUUCAUUGUAGUUAAAAUUGUAACUAUGCAUAAUAUUAGGCAGGAAGUAAAUGUUUCUGAGGAACACAAAGCUGACAAUCAUUUGUUCUGUGAGAGUUUUAUUUUGUUUUGCAUCCUAAAAAUAAAAGCCCUUUUGUUUAUAAAAGGGCAGUGAAGGGCAACCUCUUUAAUAUUUUUCAUUAGGAAACAUGUCCUGAACUAUGUAUUAUUUAAAUAUGACUAUCUCUAGGCUGUGAAAUAAAAUCUAAAAAAAGAAAAAUAUUCGGAAAAUGUAACUGCAUUUGUGAUGCAAGUUUAUAAGACAUCAAAUACAUGCUUAUUUAAAAGAAAGAAAGAAAAAAAAAAAAGUAAAUGCCAGGCUAAACGUUCCUUCAUUCUCUCUGUGAAGCUACUACAUAGAAACAAUCAAAUUUUAAUUUUAUUGGCUCUAAAGAUGCUACUGAUUUUUAAAAUCACCAAGGGGCUUUAAUGACAUUCAAAAAUUAAAUAGAUGCAAUUCUUAAUUUUUUAAAUAAAUUUUCUUGGUGCAUCAAACCAAGACAAAAACCCAGUUGCUCAACAGAAAAAAUGCAUUACCAAUAAAUGUUUUAAUAAGUUGAAUCUAUGACUAUUCCAUAACUUCUAUAGGGAGCCACAGUGUGAAAACAAGAGCAUACAAAUACUACAAAGUAUUCAGGCUGCUACUUUGAACAUCUUGGAGUUAAGAAGUAAGGUUUUUUACCACAUAUAAUAUAGUAGACCAGAAAUGGCUUUUUUUCUCGUAAUAUCACCACUAUCCUGUCUGUACUCAUAUACCUAUGUUUGCACAAGCUUUAGAAACAGGGUGCUAUCUUAAGGCAAUUAUAUAUCAGAGAGUACACUGGAGGAAAAUAGCCUUUAUUUAUCAGAUGCUGACUUAUGAUGAUAUCCCAUUGUGAAAGCAUCUUUGUUUAUCAUAAAACAUACCUGGAAAGAAAUAUGUAAUGUGAAGGCAUGUAAUGACUUUAAAUAUAGUUUACUUUUUGAGGGAAAGUAGCAAAAUAAGUGGAAGGUAGAUUGUACAGUAAAAUACAUCGGGAGUAAUACUUAAUUUUUUAUCUCUAUAGAAAACGUACAGAACCAUAAGAAACUGCAGCUGACAAAAGGAAAGAAUGACCUAAUAACAGGAUUUAUGACAGAAGAUCUAUUUCUGUUGUAAUAAUCCACAGCAGAUUUUACCAGAAAGACCUGAUCUAGAGUAACUGCUUAUGCAGAUAAGCCUAUGUCCCUGCAGACUCACUCUGAUGGAACUAUACAUUAUCAGAUGAGUUUAUUAGUGUACCCAAACAGUAGCCCAAGGCAUAUAAUUAGAAGCAUCAAGGUAUAUUUUUGAAGCACUGCAUAGGAAACCUAGUUGUGUAAGUAAUUCCAAUUAAUGUCAGUGUAAAUUUGUGGUAAAUCUAAAUGCUAGGAUUUGAAAAAUUUAUCCUGUGUACCUAAAAGGACUGGCAGACAUUUUUUGUGCUUGCUAUUUUUUUAUGAUAAAAAAUAAUUUUCCCUAUUUUAUGCCAUUUACAUUACUAGGAAAAUUUUACUAGCAAAUCUGAAAAUGAUUGUUUUAAUACUAUUUGGCAUCUGCUGUAUUAUGGUGAAGUACAUCCUCACAGCGAGUUGCAGAGGUAUUUGCCUGGCCUGUGUGUCAGGGCUCUGUAAGAUGCCGUGAGUAGGCAGAACAAAAAAAGAGUCUGUUAUCCUUGCAUACUUCUGAGGCAGAAACGUCCACAGGAGUUGAGUUUGAAGUGAAACGAUUAUCUUGUUAAGUUAGGGAAAAAGAAAGAAAAAAUAAAGGAAAAGAAAAAUUUUUUUAGGAUCUGAUCAAUAAAUAGUCUUGUACAAAAAUUAAAUAAUAAAAAAAAAAAAAAAAAAAAAAAAAAAAAAAGAAUGAAAA